Molecule: messenger RNA, 2397 nt
Organism: Colletotrichum karsti
Lineage: Eukaryota; Fungi; Ascomycota; Sordariomycetes; Glomerellales; Glomerellaceae
Exons: 6
Coding region: 1-2397 (798 amino acids)
Molecular function (GO): ATP hydrolysis activity; ATP binding
Source: RefSeq, a predicted model, not a curated record
AUGUCUGGCAGUCUCAGUCUAACACAGAUGAGCGACGGCACCGCCGGCACCAUGACUGCCACAGAACAAAACACACCUCCCGCAAGCCCCAUCGGGAUGGAUACUGCCAAUGCACCCGUGGAGCAACCUGCAGAGCAACGCCAUGGAAAACAGAAGAUGAAUUUCUGGGAUGAGUACGGUCAUGGCAUGGUUAAGCACAAAAUUGAGUACGUCAGCGCCACUUCGGAUAGGUUGAAACGAGUGUUCGACAAGGAAAUCGAGCCGAUAACCGACGAGGAAGAACCUGCUGUGUUCGAAUACAUCGAGGUUCGAAUUGCAGAAGACCUACACGAAACCGACACGAAAGAACAUGAGCCCAGGAAGUAUCACACCAAGUACAAGGGCAAUGCUUACAUUCGGGUCAUUUCACCGGCAGUCAGUGAAGCCUUACGCUGCGUGGUUGACUGCUAUCCAGGUAUCGACUUGGGCAAGAAUGUCAUCACUGUACCAGAGCCCUUCUGUGUAUUUGUCCAUUACGAGAAGGAGCUCACUACAUAUCGUCAGAGGCUGGAGCAUAGAGCAUCCACCGAGCCAUCAUCUUGCGCAAACAGGUUCGCAUACAAACAUAUCGGCAUUGUUCAGGAAUUUGUGCGACAACAGACUUCUUCUGCAGUUGAGGAAGAACGAGAACGCCAUGCGAGAGGAUAUGCAACAUUCCGCAUGCUCUGGCUUCUGUACAAGCCAGGGUCAGAGGUUUAUGUUGAUUUGGAAAGGGCGGGCGACCCUAAUCCCUACAUCAUCAAAGAAGUUGAUUUCACGCUGGCCAACGGUAGUACCAGCAUAUAUCACAUCCGCUACUGGAAUCUGGAUGCAAAUGAAGAAUUUGUUUUUGCUGCAGAUGAUGUCUUUCAUUUUGCGGAUUACCCAGGGGAGAAAAAGAUCGAUUCUUUACCGCUGUAUCCCUGCGAAUAUCUCCGGUUCGCUGAAGGCGUCACCGACCAGGACAUUCAGCAAAUCAGAGCUCACUUUGUGGAGCGUGGGAGGAAAUGGUAUAAGACGAGACAAAAGCCGCAGUGCUAUUACUUCGACGGCUUGACGACAAAUAUUCCACGUGAGCAGUACAGCAGUUUGGUCUGGGUUGAUCCAAUCCAAUUUGAUGCAGACUCAGACAAUACGAGGUCAAAUCAGCUCUUGGCUACACUUGAAUUCGCCCCUGGACCGCUCAAGAUUUGCUCUUGCGACGACUGCGAAAGGGACAUUUACAAACACGCCGUGACUCCCCGAUUCUCGGAUAUCUCGAAUCUCAACCCUCACAGGCUUCCCGAUAUGAGUGACGAACUGUACUUUUUGUGCAGCCCGGAAAUCGAAGCCUUCGUGUUCAAGACAAGAACCUGGCAAUUGCUCCACGCAGACGGUUUUCAACCUGCAACGUUCGAGAAGAACCUGUUUGAUCGUUUGGUCUUGAGUCCCGAAACUAAAGACCUGAUUCGUAAUCUUACCGCGAUGUACAUCAAGAACGACCUCGCAAAUCAACUCCCGACGUCAGAUGAGCACUUAUCGACGCAGAAUAUAACUACGAUACACAAGAAAUCGCCAAAGACCGGCGUGGAAACCUCAUGGUCCACCGACUUCAUCAAAGGCAAAGGCGAAGGGCUGACAUUCUUGCUCCACGGGAAGCCCGGUGUCGGGAAGACAUAUACUGCAGAAUGCAUUGCUCAGUACACCAGCCGCCCCCUGUUGUCCUUGACGACUUCUGACAUCGGUGUGCAUCCCGAUAAGAUUGAAGAUAACCUGACCAGAUGGUUCAAGCUUGCUGAAAAGUGGGGUGCUAUCAUGCUCAUCGAUGAAGCGGACAUUUACAUGGAGCGAAGAGAGGUUCGAGACCUUUCUCGCAACCAUCUCGUUGCCGGCUUUUUAAGAGCACUGGAAUACUACAAGGGCAUUUUGUUCCUGACUACGAACCGUGUCGGCACUUUCGAUGAGGCUUUCAUCUCCCGCAUCCAUAUUCAAAUCUACUAUCGCCCCUUUAGCGAUGAAGACCGCGAGAAAGUCUGGGACACCUUCUUCCAGAAGCUGGAGGAGGAAAGGGAGACAACAAUCCGGAUCAUGCAGUCGACCAAGGAUUACAUACAAUCUGACGAGCUCAAGGCCUUGGAAUGGAAUGGAAGAGAGAUCCGGAAUGCCUUCCAAGUUGCAGUAGCACUGGCAGAAGCUCGAGCUGAGAAAGAUUCGAAAGGCAAGAUCAUGAUCAAGCCCGAACACAUUAAAGCAUCCGCGCAAAUGUCGAAAGAGUUCAAGCAUUAUCUCACAAAGCUCCACAAGCAGGACCCCAGCAAAUUGGCGGCGAGUAUGGGUAACCGGUAUGAUGCCUUUGGUGAGCCGGAAACUCCUCGGGCAACAGGCGAGAAGAAGUACUAG